AUGGCAGCGGGGUCGCCUCGCGGCUGCGCGGGAUCUUUCACUACGACCCCGCGCUCUACGCGGCGGCCGGGGGAGGAGGGGAAAUGGGGGGGGGUGCGGCGGGCAAAGACCGCGAGGCGGACCACGCGAUGGCGCGGGUGCGGCGGGUUUCGGCCCACCUCGCCGGUCUCACCGGCCCCGCCGGCGAGGGCGCCUUCACCGUCAUGGGCUACACCAGCGACUCCAACCUUCUUCUGCGCAAGGGCUACUUCUGCCUGUUUGUCAACCACCGCCUCGUGGAGAGCGCGGCGAUUCGGCGGGCGGUGGAGGCCGUUUAUGCCUCGGUCCUGA
Molecule: messenger RNA, 330 nt
Organism: Phytomonas sp. Hart1
Lineage: Eukaryota; Euglenozoa; Kinetoplastea; Trypanosomatida; Trypanosomatidae
Source: the annotation of a GenBank genome assembly